This is a messenger RNA of Caenorhabditis remanei, 1032 nucleotides long. RefSeq lists its product as uncharacterized. Lineage: Eukaryota; Metazoa; Nematoda; Chromadorea; Rhabditida; Rhabditidae. The transcript is spliced from 8 exons. The record is from RefSeq and is a predicted model, not a curated record. Bases 1 to 1032 code for a protein of 343 amino acids.
AUGGUCAGUUUUCAAAUAAUUACCAAUUUGGUUUUAUUUGCAGGAUUUUCAGUGCCAAAGCUAAAUCAGCUCGGUGGGGUUCACUCAUUUUCGGAUGGAAAAUACAACUCUGAAGAUAAUGGAAAUUACGCCAUCCCACAGUCAGAGCACAUGAUGAACCAUCAACAAAUCAUGUUGAACUCCAUCCCGACUGAAAUGAACAUUUUCGAAACUCAAAGUGGAAGAACAAUGUUACCGUCACAUUUCGAACAAGAAUUUAACUCGGCUAUGACUUAUUUGGAGAAUUAUGUUCAGCUUCAAGAUCAAUUUCCAGGAAAUCCAAUAAAUUUAUUGCUGAAAACUAAUAACUACGAACAUACUUUAAACUAUCCAAGAACUUGUGCUCGGUAUGAAUACGAUGAAGCAUUUCAAGAGAAUCAAAAUCCUCAGAUUUUAUUGAAUCCAGUUUAUGAAUCUUCAUCUAUCAAUAUUGAAACCAACAUCCGAAAAAGAGGAAUACGAGGUCGCGACUGCUAUAAAAAUCACAGUUUGGGUUCUGAAGAGUGUUGGGAUAAUAAGUUCAAAAACGGAACUGAACCGAUUCCUCCACCCUUUGAGCACGUGAAUGAAGUUUCUACUGCUAUCAAAAUAGCCUAUUAUGUGGUGGUAGUGAUUCUAGUUCUUCAAGUGGCCUCGUCGAUCUACACUCCUCUAUUCUGCAUCGAUUCAAAAUUUUGUCAACUCGCGGAACCAUUCAAUUAUGUUGUUAUGCUGGGCUUCAUGUCGUUUGCAGUCGUGUUGUGGAUUGUUUUAUUUGUUCUCCUUGUACCAGAAGCCUAUAAAGAAAAUAUUCUGCCAGAAAAGUUCAAAAACCCAGAGUACAAUUACUCAAUCGGAAGUGGGUUUUGGAAGUUCUUCUGUGGUGGUUUGAUCCCAUUUGUCGCUGCCAUAAUCAUAUUUUUCCAUAAACAACUGUGUAAUAUGUUCAAUUGUUGUGGGAAACGUGACAAAAAGGAUUAUGAACUUAGUGAACUGGUUGCCAAUUCAAACUGA